UAAACAUUUUAUUUAUUAAAUUUUAAAGAACCUAGGAUAUCGUACGUAGAAAUUUUCGGUGUGUCCCGAAUAUCUUUAUCAAGAAAGUUGAGUAAUUGUCGUCAGUGUCUCGAGUGGUAUUCCCUGCUCAUUGGACGUUUAAUAUUUGUGAGUUUUGUGCUGAAACUUCAAGGUGCAAGUACCAAACCGCGUUUCUCGUUCGACUGUUUGGAAAUAUUAACUGAAAAUGAAAAUUAAGUCUGAGUUUCAUCCUGAGGCAAACUAUUUUACAUUUGCCCUGGUGUUGGCGUUUUAUAGCAUCUUCGCCAAUGCAGCCGUAGAUCAUCAAUGGACGUGGCACUGUCAAGCGGGAAAAUGUGCGAAAACGCGGUUGGACCAAACGAACGCUUCCCUUAAUAUGGUCGGCCCAAAUCUCUCUGAAAACCAAUUUAGCAUUAACGCCUGCAAGUUGGCCUGCGGACACUACAGCAUUCUCUGGCCAAAACCCACAGGAUACGUUCAGAUCAGCUCAGAAUUAACUCACAUUGACCACAACAAUAUUUACUUCCAGAGCUUGUCGGAGAUGGAUUUGCCAGCCGAGGUUCACCACCUGGUACAAGAGCUGGGGAAGGUGUUCAUCAAGAAUGUCCACGCGAACUUGGUGGGGAGGUCGCGGAUCGCUGAAGGAGGUCGCAACCUCCACGUCUCGAUCUCCAUCCAGAACCCAUCCGUCACCUCCUUCACCAACGAAGCCGACGAGAGCUACGAAUUGACUGUCUCGGAGCGGGGAUACUCGGUGGCAGCGACGAUCAAAGCAGAGACCUACCUGGGCGUGCGCCACGGCACAGAGACCCUCUCGCAGCUGAUCAUCUUCGACGAUCACGUGAAAGAGCUGAUCAUCCCUUCGGUGGUGACAGUGCAAGACCGGCCCGAGUUCCCUCAUCGUGGGCUCCUCCUGGACACAGCCAGGAAUUUCUUCUCCGUCGAUAAGAUCCGCCGCGUCCUGGACGCCAUGGCCGCCUCCAAACUCAACACCUUCCACUGGCAUAUCAACGACGCCCAAAGCUUCCCCAUGCAAUCCGUCGCUUUCCCUCAGCUUACCAAGUACGGUUCAUACUCCCCGGAAAAGGUGUACAGCCACGACGACAUCCAGAGUAUCAUCGAGUACGCGAAGGUGCGAGGAAUCCGGGUGAUCCCGGAACUGGACGCGCCAGGGCACGUGGGCGAAGGGUGGUCGCACCUCAACGACGGAAAACCAGAGCAGGACCUCUUGGCUUGCUUCAACGCCCGCCCUUGGCAGCAGUACUGCACGGAGCCUCCCUGCGGGCAACUCAACCCCACCUCGGAGCGCGUCUACGACAUGCUCCUCGAUAUCUACACCGAGAUGGGACAGCUCUUCGAGUCCGACAUCUUCCACAUGGGCGGCAGCGAGAUCAACAUCAACUGCUGGAACUCUACAAACUCCAUCGUCAACUGGAUGAAAAAGAGCGGGUUAGGAUUGAGCGCCGAAGAUUUCUUCGAACUUUGGGACAUUUUCCAGCGUCGCGCAUUGGAGCGGUUAGAAAAAGCCAACCCGAGAGUGCGACAUGCGAUGCUAUGGACUAGCUCUUUGACACUGAACCCACGGUUAACGAAGUACCUGGAUCCUGCAAAAUACGUAAUUCAUAUUAACACCAAGGCAUCUGAUAAAUCAAUCGGUGAUAUUGUUGCAAACGGGUACCCCGUUGUCUUCUCCAAUCAAGAUGCCCUGUACCUGUUUUGCGGGGUUGGAUCCAAGAGCGCCAAAGAGGGUGAAUGCUCCCCUUACGUGAGUUGGCAGAAGAUCUACGAGAACAACCCCUUGACGAUCCUGAAAGAGCAAGGUGUUGACCCAGCAACCGCGAAGAACCUGACGUUGGGCCAGGAGAUCUUGCUGUGGUCGGAGCAAACGGAUGAGAAGGACAUUGACGUGAGGUUGUGGCCCCGUGCGGCUGCCAUGGCCGAACGCACUUGGUCUAACCCCCAGGAAAGCUGGAGAGUGGCAAAGAGCCGCUUUCUGCAUCACAGGGAAAGGCUCGCCCAGAGAGGCUUCGGAACAGAGUCCAUCGAGACCGAGUGGUGUUACCAGAAUGAGGGCGCCUGCGAAUUCGAGUGAAUACCACCUUCAGAACGUGAAUCACACCUUUAAAGAAAUAUUUAUACUAAGACAACACCUCAGCAGACAACUUGAAGACGGUGGUUCUGUAUUGUAAGGAUACAUCAUUGGGGAGUUUUUAUCGACAUUUUGCAGACAAUAAUAAACGGCGCCUAUUAAUUUCUUUCACCUGCGAUGAUACAGAAAUAUGAGGCGAAGAUUCCUGCAAACAUCAACUUAGAAGAAGGAGAGGCUAUAGUUAAAUUUGAGGCACAAAACACCUGGAAUAAAAAAUGGUUCGAUUUUGUAAAUAGCUUUGUGAAAUAAAAUAUUGUCAUCCGUGUAAAUAAAUUAACCGAUCAACUUACGUGUGCCAAUCAUCAGUGCCAGCCAUGAAUUAUUAUUUUUCAAAACGCAUUUCUGGAGAACAUCCGUGAGCAUUUCACUCAUGCAUCGUGAAUAUACUCAGGUUGUCAAUAUACUGCCCCCGGAUAUUUUGAUCAUCUAUGGAUGAAAGUUACGAAUAUGAACUCAUCAAAAGUGAGUUAGUUAGUUAUUUUAAUGAUAGUGUUAAAUGCAAUGAGAUCAAAGCAUUUAUUUGGUUCUAAGUGUCUCGAGAUGUGAGAAAUUUUGAUUUAAUCAGUCUUUCUUGUUAUCCUUUGUCUUGUUGAUUCGUGUUUAUUAAUGUCAUGACUUGCCAUCAAUUUUUCAACCAAAAAAAUAGUUUCACGAUGGACGCAACAUACAACGUCACAUGUCAGAUCGCAAUUUUUGCAUAUUUCUCAAAUGAUUCUCGUUAAAAAUUUCAGUAGCUUGAGGAAAGGCUGCGGGGUGCAAAUGCUAAUUCACUGUUGGCUCUUUUGACUAGGCACACGCAGCAUUUGAUUAUAGAUGAUUGUUCGUCACUUCCGUCAUUAAGUAGAGCUUAAUUUCUAUGUCAGCUCUGUCAUUAAAAAAAGUUUAAAAUAUUCAUAUCAGAAUGGGAAAAAUCUUUCAAGAGGUUAGGUAGAACCAUUUGUUCGGAUAAAAAGCAAAUUAUCAGAGAAGAAAAGGAAGUUAGUUUCGUCAGUCAUUAAUACUUAUAAAAUUUAUUGUUUUGUAAAUUGUGCUGUAUCUCAUGGAUGUAGUGUGGGAAAUAAACCCUCAAUAAUGAUCCAGA
Messenger RNA from Bemisia tabaci, 3251 nucleotides. Lineage: Eukaryota; Metazoa; Arthropoda; Insecta; Hemiptera; Aleyrodidae. The record is from RefSeq and is a predicted model, not a curated record.